AAUCAAUUUAUCAACAGCAAUCAACCUGUCACCCGGCAAUUGGGCAAUUUAGCAAUCAGCAGGUGGGGCGCGUCCUGUCGCCGACACACGCGGCUGUCUUGCCCCAAGCCCAGGACACGAAUAUGUUCUUCUAAGCGACAAGUCAUCAGCUACCACCAUGAUAUUCUAUUUGCUUAUGGCUGUUAUAGGUUACCGAAUUUUGGUGUCGACGUAUUUACCCACUCCAAUUGCUGCAGAAGAAGAAAUAAUGAAGAACUUGACUACAGUAACCUGGGCCCACGCUGUUAAUAAUAAGACCUACCUAGACGCUGCUUUAGCUAGCGAUGUCUCCAUGCUAGAAGCAGACAUUGUACUAGGCCACAUAAAUGGUAAGGAUGGUCCAGCGAUACCGGUUAUGGCGCACCCUCCGGCCACCACUUCGGACCUCACCCUCGGUGACUUCCUGACCGCCGUGGCGCAAUAUAAUAACGGUAACUCGAAGCAGAAAGGCGUUAAGCUCGAUUUUAAGAGUAUUGAAGCAUUCGAGAAAUCGCAGGAUCAAAUCGCUCAGUUCAGUAAGCCCGAGAUUACAUUCCCAUUGUGGCUGAACGCAGACAUCUUACCGGGUCCAGUGAACGCUACCACUACUCCCGUGGACCCCUUGAAGUUCCUGAAUCUGGGGGCGAAGCAUCCGCGCGCCGUGCUCUCCGUAGGUUGGACGACCAACUACGGCGGAAACAUCACUGAAGGAGAAUACAGUAGGGACCAGAUCGGCACCAUGCUGCGUCUCGUCAACGAACACGUGAACCAAACCGUCACAUUUCCGGUGCGUGCUGGUCUAGCAUCAAAUAGCCAGCCAGUGAUCUUAGACUUACUCCGGGAGACAGCAUCCCUCAACUCCUCGAUGACGGUGUGGUCGAGUGAGGGUGACGCAGUAGAAGUGGACCGUCUGAGGGCCCUGAUCCUCACCGUGGGCCUGGAGCGUACAUACCUCGACGUGCCCGAUGACCUCGCCGCCAAGCUACAUCUGCCCCCACCUGAUGCUAAAGCAAAGAAUUAAAUAAAAUAUUAAUAAAUAAAUUAUUGUUAUUUA
Molecule: messenger RNA, 1072 nt
Organism: Papilio machaon (common yellow swallowtail)
Lineage: Eukaryota; Metazoa; Arthropoda; Insecta; Lepidoptera; Papilionidae
Product: protein FAM151A
Exons: 6
Coding region: 158-1039 (293 amino acids)
Source: RefSeq, a predicted model, not a curated record